Prorocentrum cordatum is the source of this 504-nucleotide messenger RNA. Lineage: Eukaryota; Dinophyceae; Prorocentrales; Prorocentraceae. The record is from the annotation of a GenBank genome assembly.
AUGCUGCUCUCGUUCGUCGGUUACCUGACGGUGCUGAUCGAGAUGUUCUUCGCUGGAUUGGCGAGGCUCCGUCCGCUGAUGGUUCGCUCGCGGCGGGCCCCUCAAGGGGCAAUCCAUCGCCCGCUGAUUCGAGCGGUGUGCCCAUGUCUCCUGAUACCCCCGCUGCUGAAGGUGCAGAACGAUACCCAGGUCUCCACGACCACUGACCCUCUGGAUUGCAUCCCCGAUCCCGUGGAGUACGAUAGCCACCCCAACCACUACGACGGCUUCGACGCUGCCACCGCCAUGGCCAUUAAUGCCAGUGCAAUGUCGCGAUUGCCAGGCGCUCCUGCGCCCGCUUCCGAAUACAAGUUGUAUAGCUGGCGAGUGCGUGCACCCAACUCUGUUGUCCCCUCCUUUCGCCUCCCUCCCUUCCUCUUCUGGCCUCUCCUUUGCGGCAUGUCUGGAAUCUCUGGGGUAUAUUCCGACCUUGUACCAUGUGCUUUGUUUCGUCUUCCUGAUUGA